Molecule: messenger RNA, 731 nt
Organism: Ceratotherium simum simum (southern white rhinoceros)
Lineage: Eukaryota; Metazoa; Chordata; Mammalia; Perissodactyla; Rhinocerotidae
Gene: PLAC8L1
Product: PLAC8 like 1
Source: RefSeq, a predicted model, not a curated record
CCUAAAUUUAGAAUCAGUCGGCUUAUUGUCAAAGGGAAAAGGAUAGUCCCAGUGACAAGAAAACACCUCUCACUAUGAAUUGGUUUCGAAAUUACUUGUCUAAAUUUCCUGAGGAUGUUUCCUUACUCAACAUACAUUCACCUCUGUUGCUUUCACUCAUAGCAUCUGAAGAUGAACAACAUUUUAUUUCCAACGUGAGGAGCCAUGUACCAGCCCGGGCUGUGGUGAAGCAGCCUGUCCGGGGAGCCAGUGGCAGGACUACAAUCACAACAGUUGUCCAGACUGGUGGGGACUGGAGCACCGGCCUCUUCAGUGUCUGCAGAGAUAGGAGAAUUUGUUUCUGUGGUCUGUUUUGUCCACUGUGUCUUGAGUGUGACAUCGCCAGGCAUUAUGGAGAAUGUCUUUGUUGGCCAUUGUUACCUGGGUCCACCUUUGCACUGAGAAUUGGCACCAGAGAGAGACAUAAAAUACGGGGCACACUGUGCGAGGACUGGCUGGCGGUGCACUGCUGUUGGCCUUUUUCCAUCUGUCAGGUGGCCCGGGAACUCAAAAUGAGGACCUCCCAACUCUACGAAAUCUAUGCAGCCCCUUCAACUAAGGACACCUUUACUUGACAGAGCCAGAAAACUUCUCAUCUCCCAAGCCCUUCUCUCAAAUUCCUCUUAGUAGAGAGAUUGUUCUUCUUCUUACAUUUUUACUGAAAUAGUAUGAAAAUAAAUGCUUGUCCCCCC